UACAAAGUAUUGGGGACAUUAAUAGGCUGAUGAUGAUGAUGACUAAGUAUUGUUAAUAAUUGAAAUAAAUACAUUAAAUACUUAUCGAGUAUGCAAGGGUAAGAAAAAUUCUUAUUGAUAAAUUACAUUUGUAUUUAUUCUGUCAAGCAUUGUUUCCGGACUGAUUAAAUUAUAGCUAUUAUGAUUUCAUUUCAAGACUGCUUCUUUCAAACGACCUUUGUAGACAAUACCAUAAAACUCUUUCCUCACAAUACCGCAGAAUGUUGAAUUGUAUCAAUCGGCGCGGCAUAAGUAACUGACAAUCAUUGCUGACAAUGGCUAAAUAAUGUCAAUAUAAAUUAUGCUGGAGUGAAACCAUUGAAUGUUUUUGAACACCAGCAACAGUGCGUGGAUACCGUUGCGAAAGAGGUGGGCGGGCCAUCGGUCAGUAUCCAACAAAAACCUUAUAGUGGAGACGUGUUUCAUAUUUAAAAACUUACACCAAACGUUGUCGAAAAAAAUAACGGACAUGUACCGAUUGCAAAUAACGGUUUAGGAAAAGCUUAAAUCAAAAAUCUUUUAAUAUCGAAUUUGAUGUCAACGUUACAUUAAAAUUACUUAUUAACUUAUGUUUGAUUGUUACUAGUAUUAUGGUGUCCUACGCGCUUUAAACAACCAAUUUACUUGGUAUCCAGGCCGCUAUUAACUCCAGGCGCCACCGCUGCUGUGCAAAUUUUUUGACUCGAGUAUUUAUCGUUUGUCAACAUUCUUUUCUCAACAGAUUCUUUAUCCGAUAUUAAGUUGAAAAUGUAACCAUAAACGUGUGUGCCCUAAAUAUUCGAACGUCUUUCCAUAUGUUAUCAUUAAUAUAAAGAACAUCGACGGGAAUUUUGGGUUAUUGUACGAACACAGUUCGCAUUUGAGUCAAACGUGUAGGACUAACGGUCAUAUUCUGUUAAACUUAAAAGUGGAAUGCUAAUGAGUUAUUAGUGAUGGUUAAAGACGGACGUGAAGUUCCGAGUUCCUGUAAAAUUGUGCUUUUCGUGUUAUUAUUGUAACAAAAAAAGAAAGGAUUCCAAAAUGGAUUAUCGGCAGUCACGCAUUUGUGAAGUACUACUAAGUCAAUAUGACCCGGCUGUGUUGGAUCAGUUCAAAAUGGAGAUGUCGUACGGUAUCGAGCGAUUCUUCCUGCUCACGUACUGCUUGGCUUGUUGCUGGCCAGGUCUGGGAGCUAGGACUGACCUGAGGGUGGUCAGGCAGUGGUCUGAGCUCGAGUUUGCCUUCCCGAGUGACGAAGCUCGUCUCAGUGCGAUGCAGCAAGACUAUUAUGUACCCGGAAAUUCAGUCCCCAUUGAUGUGGACGUUCAUCAUAGACGAGAUGGCAAGUGGUGCAGUAGUCAGCAGAAGUCUCGCAUAUUCGUUACGAUACCCCGGUUCGACGUCGGCCGACCGGUCACCCUGGGCACGGUGGACGAGCUUGGUCGCAUCGCAGGUUACCCAGACUACUCCUGGCAUGACCACCAAGGGCACAACUGUCAGGGCAUGACGUCUGUCUUCAGAACUGCUAUCGACGAGUGUAACAGGCUGUGGGUGAUGGACGCGGGGAAGAUCGGCGACACCCAGCACUGCCCGCCGCAACUGCUCGCCUUCGACCUGGACACCGACAGGCUGCUGUACAGGCAUGUCGUAAACGCCUCCAGCUACAUCGGCACAUCACUGUUCAUCACACCGGUAGUGGACGUGCGAGGCUCAGGACCGGGAGACUGCUCAGACACGUUCGUGUAUGUGGCUGACGUGUCUGGGUUCGGAAUGUUGGUUGUAGACGUCGCCAAAGAUCGCUCCUGGCGCGUCACCCACAGGUUCAUGUUCCCGUAUCCCAACCACGGGACCUUCACCAUCGAUGGUGAGAGUUUCGACCUGAUGGAUGGCGUGCUUGGGAUGGCGCUGUCCCCAUACAAGCAGGGCCGUGACCGUUUCUUGUAUUUCCACGCCCUGGCCGCCACUACCGAGAACGUGGUGCGCACGAAGGUUCUACGCAACGACUCCUUCCUCGCCGACCCUAACGCUGAACCUAAAUCUAUCAACUCUUUUCCCGAUGAAAGACCAAAUCAGUCGGCAGCUGAAGCAAUGGACCGCAAUGGUGUUUUAUAUUUCGGUAUAAUGGAGCCACCCAGUAUUUGGUGCUGGAACUCAGCCACAGAAUUCAAUCAAAGAAACUUCUAUCAACUCGCUGUUGAUAGGGAGACACUACAAUUCGCCAGUGGAGUAAAAGUCAUAAAUAACCUAAAAGGAGAACAGGAGCUGUGGGUACUGACAUCAAGUUUCCAGAGGGUCAUGACUGGAAGUCUUUCGAGCAGCAGAGUUAACUUCAGAAUUCACGCAGAGAAGAUAAAUAAUUUAAUAGCGAACACUCCUUGUGCGAAUUCCCCAAAGGGGCAAAACCAUGGCUACCAAGCCAAUAUGAUAAUACCGUCGAGUGGGUAUCAACGUGGAACCCUAAGGUAUGGCGCUGUCUCUUAUCUCUAGAGCUGCGCGCGUUGUCCAACCACAUGUUUAACGCUCCCAUGUGGCAUGUCUGGCCAUAACUUCACCGAUG
Molecule: messenger RNA, 2575 nt
Organism: Chilo suppressalis (striped riceborer)
Lineage: Eukaryota; Metazoa; Arthropoda; Insecta; Lepidoptera; Crambidae
Source: the annotation of a GenBank genome assembly